Molecule: messenger RNA, 4121 nt
Organism: Spea bombifrons (plains spadefoot toad)
Lineage: Eukaryota; Metazoa; Chordata; Amphibia; Anura; Pelobatidae
Gene: TSC22D1
Product: TSC22 domain family member 1
Exons: 3
Coding region: 927-3968 (1013 amino acids)
Biological process (GO): regulation of transcription by RNA polymerase II
Source: RefSeq, a predicted model, not a curated record
CUGCGCAUGCGUCGCCGCCAUCUUGGCCUUCUCCCCUCCCUCUAGUGAGCUGCUUCCCCGGCUCUGAGCCACUAUCCUCCAAUGCUGUUUGAGAUUAAAGAGAAAGGGGGAGGGACAGGCACCGUGUAACAGGGAGCCGAAGCCGAGAGACACAACGAGAGAAAAGAAAGGCAGAGUCAAGGGGGCUACAGAGACAGCGGAGAGUCCAUUUCUAUCCGGCCUCCUCUGUGCCCGAAGCCUGUUCGUCCGAGUUCAAGUGUAUCAGUUUACCAGAGGGAGAGGAUCCCGGACACCGUAACGGUGAAAGGAAGGAGACGGGCAGAGCAGCUGCCUCUCCUUUCUGUGUCUAUCACUCCUCCUCCCUAUGCUAUGAGGAUGGGGCCGCCACCGGGCCUGGGGCAGGAUGCAUGUUGAUGGAUGUCAGUGAUGGCCGCGUCCCCAGGCUGCUGCGUUCCGCUUGCCCCAGGCACCCUGUUACUCAGCUUGGCUUCCAACGCCAGAGCUUACCGCCGACUCUGCAGGACCGACAGAUAACCGGCGCCGUCUGUCAGCUGCGACACCCGGAUACAAGGCAUCCGCGGCUCCCUACUGAGGAUUGGGACGGGAGGGUGUCAUUAAGAAGGCACUGUAAUUAAUAGGGGGAGAGAGGGAGGCGGCUGAUUGGAAGUGACACUGCGCCUUUCCUGUCCCUGGAUUCUCCGUAUCUAUUGGAUCCUGCGCAGAGGAGUGGCGGAAACCUACCUGCCCCUAUAGCUCUAUAUAUUGGCCCCCUACUUAGGAAUAUACGGCUGCGGGUUUGUGGCUGAGAGUUGCAGCUGUCUGAUCUCGGUGGGAGAGCCCUUGUCCCCCUCGUUGAGGGAAGUACAUCUUCUCACGUUUGGAGGAGUGGAGGUGGGUGGGCUGACGGCUAGAGGAGGAGAAUUGAAAUGCACCAGCCCGAUCCAUCCGCAGAUCUAGCUGCCAGGAAGAUGGCGCACCCGGCAGAUAUUCACCGAAGGGGCAGCGGUGCCAGUAGCAACCCAUCUACGUUGAAUCUAACAGGAGCUGGGGUUGGUGGCGGCCAUGCUCUGUCCGCUGAGGAUUAUCAGCCUUCUCACUUGGUGCAGCCUCAAACCGCAUCAUCUUUACCCUCUGGACCCCAGCAACAUCCCCCCCAGACACUGAACUUGAUGCCCCAGCCUCCUGUACAGAGCGGGGCCCAGAUCAAGAAGAAAAGCGGCUUCCAGAUCACCAGUGUAACCCCUGCUCAGAUCUCGGCUAAUAUGAGCUCCAACAACAGCAUAGCUGAAGACACUGAGAGCUACGACGACUUGGAUGAGUCUCACACGGAGGACUUGUCCUCCUCUGAAAUACUGGAUGUCUCGUUAUCUAGAGCCACAGAUCUCGGGGGUCCAGAAAGAAGUAGUUCAGAAGAGACUUUGAAUAACUUCCAGGAGGCUGAAACACCUGGCGCUGUAUCUCCAAAUCAACCACACCUCCCCCAGCAUCAUUUGCCUCCACAUGUUCAGCAAAGCAUCAUGAUCAAUGGGAAUGUACACCAUGCUCAACACCACCACCAUCACCACCCUCAUGGACACCAUCAGCCCCCACACCCUGGACUAGUUGCUGCCUCUAUUCCUGGAGGAACUACUCAAACUACUGCACCUGUGAAAAUGGCAACAGCAGGAAGCUCAGAUAGUAGUAAUACUACAUCAGUACCUGCAUCUUCAGCACCUUCUGCUGCUGUUCCAGCUGCAGGACCUGUACCACCGAUGGUCCGUAAAGCAAGUGGCCCUGUAAGUAUGGGCAUCAACGCUGCCCUAGGUGUUGGUGCGACCAGUAGUGGUAAUAUCUCAAACAUGUCAGGUUUAACCACUACAUUACCCAGUGGCGUAAAUGUAAAUCAACCCAGUGUCGCAAGUAGCAGUAAUGUAACUGCCGUGUCUGCUAACCUUAAUACAAACUUACCAAGUAUGUCUGGCAAUGGCAGCAGUGCUACAUCUAGUAGCAUAAACAAUGUCUGUGGUGCAGCAGGGAUAACAGCAGUUGGUCCUGCCACAGGGCAACAGGCUGCUGCUUCGCAUUCUACUGCAACAUCAAGAUUUAGAGUUGUGAAAUUAGACUCCAGUACGGAACCGUUUAAGAAAGGCAGAUGGACAUGUAUGGAAUUCUAUGAUAAAGAAAAUGCAGUUCCUCCUGAAACAGUUGCUGCAAUCAACAAGGCAGUGGAAAGCAUUAAACAAACCCCUCUUGAAGUGACGUCUGAGAGAGAGAGCACCAGUGGGAGUUCAGUGAGUAGCAAUAUCAGCACCCUGAGUCACUACACUGAGAGCGUUGGAAGUGGAGAAAUAGGGGCACAGACAAUGCAACAGCAAGGUUUUCAAGGACUUGGUCCUCAGCAAAUAGAAUUCAGCAACACCAUUAUUCAGAAUGUCCCAGUAACUAAUAUACCACAGAGUAUUUCACAACCCCAGCUUGCUCAGUUACAGAUCCAUUCCCAAGAUGCUAGCUACUCUUCCCAAAAACAAGUAGGGCAACCAGGCACAGUUAAUUUGAAUGCUGGUGUUCAGCCAGCCACAGUUAAUGUAAUUGGCGUACAGUCUUCUUUAGGGCAUCAACAGCCAGCAGCUUCUACAAUGAUCCCACAGCAGUUGCCAUAUACUCAACAGCCACAGCCCAUACAAAGUCUGCCAGCUGUUCAACAGUUACAGUAUGCACAUCAACAAAGUGCUCCUACUCAGAUGACCUCUGGGCAUGUCAUGCCAGUGAAUCAGAGUUCUGUUCCAGGGAAUUUACCAGAAUAUAUACAGCAUCCGCAGAUUUUACAAGGAGCAGUGGCCCCAGUGCAGCCGGGCUCUGCAGGCGUUGCUAACACUGCAGUUGUCCAAGCUCAAGUAAUGCAAGCUCAGCUCCAUUCUUCAACAGCACAAGCUCCAACUGUAGCGCCAACGCAGUCUGUGGCACAUGCGCAGUCCGCCUUGCCUGCAACAAGUGGUCAAGUUAUAGGAGUUGGUCAACAAGCAAACAUAUCUACUGCAGUCCAUCAGGCCCCUGCAAGUCAAGCAGCAUCUGUUAUGCAGCAAAGUGUUCCUGUUUCUUCACAACCGGUGUUGCCUCCCUCGCAAGGGAUAUCGAUGGGUGCUCCAGGCCUUCCCCAGCAAGCAAUUAUUGCACCUCAAAACCCAUUGCUUCCUGCAAAGCCUCAGGCCCAACACAUUGAACCUGCUGUUCAAGGAAUGGCAAGUCAGCAAGUACCAGUAGCUAGUACUCUGCUUACAGCCACCAGUGUCCCUUCUGUUCAACAACUGAGUACUAGUAUACCUCCUGCAACUUUGGGUCCUCCUCCAACUGUCGCUCAACCUUCAGCUGUUCAAAAUGGCAACUUGAGUCAGAAUGUGAGCCAAGCACCUGUGAUUGCGAGCUUACCAGUAGCACAAAACAUGCCACCCCCAAUGGCACAAAGUUCUGGGCACUUCUUGGCACCAUCACUUAUCCAGUCUGUGGCAAGUCAGAUUGAAGAUGCUAGACGUCUGAUGGCGCAUUCAGUGGCUGGCUUACCUCAUGUUGGCGAGGGAGUUGGUUUGGACAGUAGUGCUGCUGGUUCCCUGCUACCCUUGAAGUCCCUGCCCCUGUCAACAUCUCUGAUUGAUGGUGAAGAUGAAAGCGCCUCCGGUGCCAGUGUUGUAGCGAUCGACAACAAGAUCGAGCAAGCCAUGGAUUUGGUGAAGAGCCAUCUGAUGUAUGCUGUACGGGAGGAGGUAGAGGUCUUGAAGGAGCAGAUUAAAGAGCUCAUUGAGAAGAACUCUCAACUGGAGCAGGAGAACAACUUGCUGAAGACACUGGCAAGUCCCGAGCAGCUUGCCCAGUUCCAGGCACAACUCCAGAGUGGUUCCCCUCCCUCCUCCUCUAACUCAUCUUGCUCACAGCCUGCAGGAAAUACCCCAGCACCAACUCAACCCUCUUCACAAAGUUCUGGCCCUUCUGCAUAGCAGGUUUCGAAAUGGUCAUUGCCCAUACUGUUCUGAACGUUGUCAUUAACACUUUCCCAGGGGGCUGCCUCUACUUUGACUCUACUAGUGACCAUUCUCAUCAUAUUAUAGCAGCAAAUACUGAAGGCUUUUGUCACAAUCGGGUCAUUUCGU